AUGAUAUUUCACCUGUCAGGGCAAAAACUCAUCGUGCUUUCUGUUUCUCCUGCAGGUGCGGGUAGCUGUCUGGAGACUCUAGAAGAAGGAAAACCACUCAUAGUAGUAAUAAACGAAAAGCUGAUGAACAACCAUCAGCUUGAACUGGCAAAGCAGCUCCACAGAGAAGGACACGUCUUCUGCUGUAACUGCAGCACUCUUGUGGAGACACUGCAGUCGAUGGACUUGUCAACUUUGAAACCUUUUCCUCCUGGACAGCCAGAAAAGUUUGCUUUGUUCUUGGAUAAAGUUUUUGGGUUUCAGUAA
Molecule: messenger RNA, 306 nt
Organism: Tauraco erythrolophus (red-crested turaco)
Lineage: Eukaryota; Metazoa; Chordata; Aves; Musophagiformes; Musophagidae
Source: RefSeq, a predicted model, not a curated record